Cicer arietinum (chickpea) is the source of this 1788-nucleotide messenger RNA. RefSeq names its product rho GTPase-activating protein 2-like. NCBI's taxonomy places the organism in Eukaryota, Viridiplantae, Streptophyta, Magnoliopsida, Fabales, Fabaceae. The record is from RefSeq and is a predicted model, not a curated record. Gene Ontology annotation, biological process: signal transduction. Gene Ontology annotation, molecular function: GTPase activator activity.
AAAACUAGUGGCCGUUGUAAUUCAAAGUCACACACACACACACAGCCUUCAAAAUCAUCACACAAAACAAACCAACAUCAUUUACACAACCCAACAAAACACAUAAAACCAAACUCAUUCUCCAAUUUCAAAUAACCCAAAACAAACAAACAAAUAGAUAGAUAGUGUUUCUGUGGAGAAGAAUGAGAGGACCAGUUAUGGUGAGUGGAUGCGGCGGUAGAAGAGGAAACAGAGACGCCGAAGAAGUGUCUCCGGCGGCAUUAAUGUUGGCUGCUUUGAAAAAAUCAAUGGUAGCUUGUAGUGUAGAGACUCCUGAUGAUGUAAUCUCAACCGUUCAUCAUCCAAUGGAGAUUGGAUGGCCAACAAAUGUUAAGCAUGUUAGUCAUGUUACCUUUGAUCGUUUUAAUGGCUUUUUGGGUCUUCCUCUUGAGCUUGAACUUCAUGUUCCUGCUCCUGUUCCAAGUGCUAGUGUUAGUGUGUUUGGUGUCUCAGCAGAAUCAAUGCAAUGUUCGUAUGAUUCAAAAGGAAACAGCGUCCCCACAAUUCUGCUACUAAUGCAAGAGAGAUUAUACUCACAAGAAGGCCUAAAGGCUGAAGGAAUAUUUCGUAUAAAUCCAGAAAAUGGUGAAGAGGAGCAUUUGAGAGAACAAUUGAAUAGUGGCAUUGUGCCAAAUGACAUUGAUGUUCAUUGUUUGGCUGGAUUAAUUAAAGCAUGGUUUAGGGAACUUCCUUCAGGAGUGUUAGAUGGACUUUCACCUGAACAAGUUCUUCAAUGCAACACAGAAGAAGAAUGUGUUGAGCUUGUGAAGGAGCUUAAACCAGUUGAAUCAGCUUUGCUCAAUUGGGCUAUUGAUCUCAUGGCUGAUGUUGUAGAAGAAGAGGAGUGUAAUAAAAUGGAUGCUAGAAAUAUUGCUAUGGUUUUUGCCCCAAAUAUGACUCAGAUGUCUGAUCCACUGACUGCCCUAAUGCAUGCUGUCCAAGUGAUGAAUUUGUUGAAAACACUGAUAUUGAAGACACUUCGAGAUCGCGAAGAAACAGCAUCAGCAGAUUAUUCACCAAUGUCAUCUCAUUCAUCAGACCAACAAUCAGAAGAUGACUAUAACAGUCAACAAGAAAUGAAUACAAGUGGUGAAUUGAGAAGAACCAAGUUAGAUUUUGAUGAUCAUGUUGAAUACAACCACAACAUUGAAGAAGAAUUAGAGAGUCCUAGGAGUUGCUCUAACUAUAAUGUGGAAUCUGUUUUAUCAUUUACUGAUGCAAAAACUGAGAACUCGUGUUUGAGUUCGGCUUAUGGAGACGAAUCAGUGACAACUCUAACAGCCGAAGACAGAUCAAAUGGUGACGACACAAGUAGUCCAUCGGUAGAAAGUAAAGACGACACUGAUGUAGACAUGGUAGAUAAAUUUACCACUGAAUCUGUUUCAGUCAUGCCUUUGUUUGAAUCUAGUUAAGAAUUUAGUUUCUUGUGAGAAGUGUUUUUAAGUAACUGGUUUUACAAGCAAGGGUUGUUUUGUUUGUGUAUAUUGUGACUAGUACACUUAGUAGGAAUGUUUUUUUGGUUGUUUUGGAUUGUGAAGUUGUUAUGUUCAGUUCAGUGCUGAAUUUGACAUGAUUUGAUUACUGUAUGUCCAAAUAUACUGGACUAUAGUAGCAUGAAUUAUUAUUUCAUAUAGGUUAGGAGUUGUAAUUGUUGAUGAUUUUUUAGGGAGUAGGGAGAUUGAUUUAGCCUGAAAAUGGUGCUUGUUAUGUAUGCUUUGCAUGAUCAAAAUUUGAUGGAUUCAUUUAUGU